This is a messenger RNA of Myodes glareolus (Bank vole), 4217 nucleotides long. The record is from RefSeq and is a predicted model, not a curated record. NCBI's taxonomy places the organism in Eukaryota, Metazoa, Chordata, Mammalia, Rodentia, Cricetidae.
AUUCAGGCAAAAGCCUGGAAGGCAGACCAUUGACAAAACUCUGGAUUCUAUCCAUAUUUUCCCUAAUUUUUCCAUUGUUAGUUCCUAAACAUGUUGCUUCAUUUCAGGAGAGCGUUUGUCCACUGGGGCUGGCUGUGACACACAGCUGCAGUCCUAUCAAACUCCUUUCUCUGUCAGUGUUCAUGUGCACACCAUGAGAAGAAGCUCUUGAUGUCAGUCUAGCUUGCAGCUGGCUCAUGCCCUCAUUCUGUGUCAACUCUUUCUCCUCUUGUCUCUCUCUCCUCACAGGGGGCCAGCUUUGGUGCACCACUACGAAGGCCAUCUCAGAGGGAGAAGAGCUCAUUGCCUUUGUGGUAGAUUUUGACUCAAGGCUACAAGCUGCCAGUCAGAUGACUCUCACAGAAGGGAUGUACCCGGCCCGCCUGCUGGACUCAAUUCAGCUGCUUCCUCAGCAAGCUGCCAUGGCUUCUAUUUUGCCCACAGCUAUUGUCAAUAAGGACAUCUUCCCUUGCAAAUCCUGCGGCAUCUGGUACCGAAGCGAGCGGAACCUGCAAGCCCACCUGAUGUACUACUGCAGUGGGAGGCAAAGAGAAGCUGCUCCAGCGUCUGAAGAAAACGAAGACAACACUCAUCAGAUUGCCAGCCUGUGUCCCUUCCCACAAUGCACCAAGAGCUUUUCCAACGCCCGAGCUCUAGAAAUGCACCUGAACUCACACAGUGGAGUGAAGAUUGAGGAGUUCCUGCCCCCAGGGGCAAGUUUAAAAUGCACGGUCUGUAGCUACACGGCUGACUCCGUGGUCAACUUCCACCAACAUCUCUUCUCCCAUCUUACUCAAGCUGCCUUCAGAUGCAACCACUGCCACUUUGGCUUCCAGACUCAGCGGGAGUUACUGCAGCACCAGGACCUCCAUGUCUCCGGUGGCAAACUUCCCAGAGAAGGCGACAUGGAGCACUCUCCAAGUGGAACUGAAGACAGCUUACAGCCAGCCUCAGACUUGUUGGCCAGAAGCGACCUCUCCCAGAGCCAAAAGGCCUUGCAGACUAAAGAUGCAAGCUCAGACACAGAACUGGAUAAGUGUGAGAAAAAGACUCAGCUCUUUCUCACCAACCAGAGACCAGAGAUACAGCCUGCAGCAAACAAACAAAGCUUUUCUUACACAAAAAUAAAGUCUGAGCCUUCCAGCCCGAGACUUGCUUCGUCUCCAGUCCAGCCCAACAUCGGGCCCUCUUUCCCGGUGGGACCUUUCCUGUCUCAGUUUGCUUUCCCCCAAGACAUCACGAUGGUCCCUCAGGCUUCAGAGAUCUUAGCCAAGAUGUCAGAGCUGGUGCAUCGGCGACUGAGACACGGCAGUAGUAGCUACCCUCCAGUAAUUUACAGCCCUUUGAUGCCCAAAGGGGCUACAUGCUUUGAGUGUAACAUAACAUUCAAUAACUUGGAUAACUACCUAGUUCAUAAAAAACACUACUGCAGCAGCCGAUGGCAGCAGAUGGCCAAGUCCCCCGAGUUUCCGGGUGUUUCCGAGAAGAUGCCUGAAGCUGUAAGUCCCAACACUGGCCAGGCUUCCAUAAACCUUCUCAACCCAGCUGCUCAUUCUUCAGACCCAGAAACGCCGCUUCUUCAAACACCGUGCAUCAACUCCUCUGCUGUCUUAGAUCUGAUGGGGCCGAACGGCAAAGGCCAUGAGAAGGACUUUAACACUCCAGCCAAAAAGCCGUCCGCCUCCAACAGCAACGACGACAAAAUGAACGGCAAGCCGGUUGAUGUGAAAAAUCCCAACGGCCCCUUAGUGGACGGGGAAAGUGACCCAAAUAAGACCACCUGUGAGGCUUGUAACAUCACCUUCAGCAGGCACGAAACGUACAUGGUCCACAAACAGUAUUACUGUGCCACACGCCAUGACCCUCCGCUGAAGAGGUCCGCUUCCAACAAAGUGCCGGCCAUGCAGAGAACCAUGCGCACACGCAAGCGAAGAAAGAUGUAUGAGAUGUGCCUACCUGAGCAGGAGCAAAGGCCGCCCCUGGUCCAGCAGAGAUUUCUUGAUGUAGGCAACCUCAGCAAUCCUUGUAGCUCCUCUCAAGAGCCCACCGAGGGGCUCGGCGAAUGCUACCACCCGAGAUGCGACAUCUUCCCUGGAAUUGUCUCAAAGCACUUGGAAACUUCGUUGGCCAUGAACAAAUGUGUUCCGGUUCCCAAAUGUGACACGACCCAUUCCAGUGUCUCCUGCUUGGAAAUGGACGUGCCCAUAGAUCUCAGCAAAAAGUGUUUAUCGCAGUCGGAGCGGACGACCGCGUCUCCCAAAAGGCUGCUAGAUUACCACGAGUGCACCGUGUGCAAGAUCAGCUUCAAUAAGGUCGAGAACUACCUGGCCCACAAGCAGAAUUUCUGCCCGGUCACCGCACAUCAGCGUAAUGACCUAAGUCAGCUGGAUGGCAAGGUGUUUCCCAAUCCAGAAAGCGAACGGAACAGCCCCGACGUCGGCUUUGAAAGAAACCUGGUCAGAUGUGAGAAGAACGGGAAUCCGAAGCAGCCCUCUCCCAACGGAAACUUGUUCUCGUCCCAUUUAGCAACUUUACAAGGUCUGAAAGUCUUCAGCGAAGCCGCGCAGCUCAUCGCUACAAAAGAAGAGAACAAACAUUUAUUUCUUCCCCAAUGCCUUUACCCUGGAGCAAUAAAGAAGACGAAAGGAGCCGACCAGCUUUCUCCAUACUAUGGCAUAAAGCCAAGCGAUUAUAUCUCUGGUUCUCUCGUCAUCCACAACACCGACGCAGAACAAAGCACAAACGCAGAAAAUGAGUCUCCGAAAGGCCAGGCCUCCUCAAACGGGUGUGCCGUGCCCAAGAAAGAUUCUCUGCCGCUCUUGCCCAAAAACAGAGGCAUGGUCAUAGUGAACGGUGGACUGAAGCAAGACGAAAGGCCUCCGGCCAACCCGCAGCAAGAGAACAUUUCCCAGAAUGCCCAGCACGACGAUGACCACAAAUCCCCUUCGUGGAUCUCUGAGAACCCACUAGCUGCAAACGAGAAUGUCUCGCCAGGAAUUCCCUCGGCAGAAGAACAGUUGUCUAGCAUAGCGAAAGGUGUGAAUGGCUCCACCCAGGCUCCCGGCAGUGGGAAAUACUGCCGGCUAUGUGAUAUCCAGUUCAAUAACCUUUCAAACUUUAUAACUCACAAGAAGUUUUAUUGCUCGUCACAUGCAGCGGAACACGUCAAGUGAACUAACUGAGUUUAAAAGGAAAGCAGUUACCUUUGGUACCAGUGUUUAGUAUGUUCUUCUAAACAGUCCAGAAAACAAAGGCACUGUGUGAAUUACAUCUGGCAACCAGGAGACAUUCAUUACGUCUGAGUUGAAGACUUAAGAUGUAAUUUCAUUACAGACCAUUAGUAAAGUGUAUUAUUGGUGCCAUUUUCAAAAACAAAAUUAAUUUAUUUUACCAGCAGUAUUCAUAGCUGUGGUUAUGUUAUUUUUUAUUUAAAAACUUUAUAUUAAAGUCAUUUGUAAUGUUAUUGUAUAGUUAUUGUGUAGCACAUAUGGUUUGCACUGUAUAGUAGCUUUUAACGAAAAUAGUCACAAACAAUACAGAAGAGCAUUUUAGACAUAGCUUCAAAAGCACUUGUGUACCCUGAUUUUUUCCUUAUAUGCUGUUGCAGAUAUCCGUAUAUGCUAAAAUAUAACCUGCAAACCUGUUCUAAAUACCCACGCUCUAAGUUCGCCUUAAGAUUUCAAUUCUUGGAUAAUCAGGCUCCAUUUGCACUUUAUAUUUUAGCAAAUACAGUCGCUAGGCUUCGCAUUCGUAUGUAGCCGUGUAUUUCUGUCCAUUUUCUCAACCUUAAACACGGAUGUUAAUUGGAGAUGGCAUUUUCCUUUCUUGUAUAGUACUUGUAUUUUCUUUCGCUGAUGCAGCCCUGUCUCAAUUUUUAAACCUUCGCUGUUAAAUGCAAUACUUUAUAAAGAAUGAGCAAAAUUACUGGAAGCAGUAUUGUAAGGAAUGGAGUACUUCUAAUCGGUUUUCUCUUUCGAGAGGCACAGUCUAAAACGAAAUCCUAAACUCACUGCUGCAAGUAUGGAUUUAAUUCAUAUAUAAGAUCUAUUUAAGUAUAAAGAGUAGCAAUACUGCACCUGGUGAUCACAAAGAUAACGUUCUACUUCUGAUAGAAAUAAUUUCUCAGCCAACGUUGUUACUAUGCAUGUACACGGAUGGAAUAAAAUUCCAAAUUGUUG